CUUGUCUCAAAUAAAAUACAAUACUACUUCUACACUAAUUAGGGUUUUGAAUUUGCAUCAAAAGGGGAAGAACUGGUUAUCAUCGUGUUGUUGUUGCAAUCAAAUCAAAUCAAAUCAAAUCAAACGAUGUCGAUCUUCGAGUACAACGGAAGUGCCCUAGUGGCUAUGGUGGGCAAGAACUGCUUCGCCAUUGCCAGCGAUCGAAGGCUCGGUGUGCAGCUCCAGACCAUAGCCACCGAUUUUCAGAGGAUUUCCAAGAUUCACGACAAACUCUUCAUCGGUCUCUCUGGUCUCGCCACCGAUGCUCAGACACUGUAUCAGCGUCUCGUUUUUCGCCACAAACUGUAUCAGCUUCGUGAAGAGAGGGAUAUGAAGCCCGAGACCUUUGCCAGCUUGGUCUCUUCGAUUCUCUACGAGAAACGGUUCGGUCCAUACUUUUGCCAGCCUGUAAUUGCUGGAUUAGGGGAUGAAGACAAGCCAUUCAUUUGCACAAUGGAUUGUAUUGGUGCAAAGGAGCUUGCGAAAGAUUUUGUUGUUGCUGGCAGUGCAUCUGAGUCUUUGUAUGGUGCUUGUGAGGCGAUGUUUAAGCCUGACAUGGAACCUGAGGAGUUGUUUGAGACCAUCUCCCAAGCACUGCUAUCAUCCGUAGAUCGCGACUGUUUAAGUGGCUGGGGAGGUCAUGUCUACGUCGUCACACCAACAGAAGUAAAGGAAAGGAUAUUGAAGGGAAGGAUGGAUUAAAUUCAUCGGUCAACCACUUCAAAUCACUUUGUUUUCUGUUUAAUUUAGAGCUGAAUUCCCACCUUCUGUUGUUAAUGAACUUACCUGAAAAUUAUUUACAAAAGGGUUCAAUUGUUCUGUAUUUAGAUUAUCAGAUAAAGUAGAUUCUGGAGUGGGGCAUGUUGUGAACUAAACUGAGUGUGAUCUAUUGGAAUGUUUUAAAUGGAGACUACAUUCAAGACAAAAAAAAAAAAUGAUAAUGGCGGAAUCUAAUUCUCUAUUUUCCACCUUCA
Lotus japonicus is the source of this 1013-nucleotide messenger RNA. Its product is annotated as proteasome subunit beta type-3-A. The record is from RefSeq and is a predicted model, not a curated record. Bases 127 to 741 code for a protein of 204 amino acids. Gene Ontology annotation, cellular component: proteasome core complex; proteasome core complex, beta-subunit complex. The transcript is spliced from 6 exons. Lineage: Eukaryota; Viridiplantae; Streptophyta; Magnoliopsida; Fabales; Fabaceae. Gene Ontology annotation, biological process: proteasome-mediated ubiquitin-dependent protein catabolic process.